AUGAAAGAUCAAAGCAUUGUCGGCGAGGCAUUGGCAUCUGUUCUGCCUCAAUAUGAUCGCCAUUGGUUCAAGGUGCCCCAUCUCCUGGAGCUGAACCUCAUUUUGCUCAUUCCAUUGCUUUCAUCCGCAGUAGCUGGAUAUGAUGGCUCCCUUAUGAAUGGUCUUCAGUCUAUAAGCGAAUGGAAGAAUUACUUUGGCAAUCCAGAAGGCUCAGUUCUCGGCGUUGUUAAUGCCGCUCAAUCCAUCGGCAGCGUGAUCUCGCUUCCUUUUGUUGGCAUCAUGUCCGACCGUAUUGGGAGACGCCAGACCCUUCUCUCGGGUGCCAUAGUGAUCGUCAUCGCAUCGAUUAUUCAGGCGGCAUCUGUGAACUAUGGCAUGUUCGUCUUCGCCCGCGUGUUGGUAGGAGUUGGCUCCAUGCUAGUCGUACAGCCAUCGCCUAUGUUGAUUACUGAACUGGCAUACCCAACUCAUCGGGGCAAGUAUACCAGCGCCUUCUGGACCAUGUACUACCUUGGUGCUAUCUUGGCAUCAUGGGCAUCGUACGGCACCCAGAAACAUCUGAGCCUGUCAGAUUGGAGCUGGAGAGUUCCUUCUAUUAUACAAGCUGGAUUUCCUCUCGUUCAAAUAGCCCUUUGGUGCUUCGUUCCAGAGUCUCCACGAUGGCUCAUUGCCAAUGGGAAGAAAAAGGAGGCCGAGGAACUCCUCGCCCGAUUCCAUACCGCUGGCGACACAUCACACCCCCUAAUACAGUUUGAAAUGGCCGAGAUCUCUCACACCAUCGAAAUGGAAAGCCAGGCGGCCAAGACAGAAUGGUCCGCCCUGGUGAAAACUCCAGGCAACCGCAAGCGUACCUUCAUCGCUGUCUGUGUUGGUGCUUUUGCCCAGUGGAAUGGUGUUGCGGUCGUGUCAUAUUAUCUCACUCUCGUCCUCGACACGGUCGGCGUCACAGAUUCAGACACGCAGACCCUCAUCAACGGCCUUCUCCAGAUUUUUAACUUCAUUGCAGCCGGGAGUGCUGCACUACUUGUCGACCGAUUGGGCCGACGUACUCUGUUCCUAUGGUCAGCUGUAGGAAUGCUUGUCUCCUUCAUCGUUUGGACCGCCUGCUCAGCCGUAUUCAGCACCACCCAGGCUGACGGCCUUGGUCGCACGGUGAUUGCGUUCGUUUUUAUCUUCUUCUUUCACUACGACAUCGCCUAUACGCCUCUACUGCUAGGUUAUCCCACGGAGAUAUUUCCUUACUCCAUUCGCAGUAAGGGAUUGACCGUCGAAUUGCUUAGCGUUUACGGUUCCCUGAUUGUGCUUGCCUUUGUGAAUCCCAUUGCUCUCAACAAUAUUGGCUGGCAUUAUUACAUCUUCUUCUGCUGUUUUGAUGUCCUUGUUUUGGCCGUAACUUGGUUUGCCUUUCCAGAAACUAAGGGUCAUGCUCUUGAAGAAAUCGCAGAGGUGUUCGAUGGUCCCUCUGUUCUUCAUGGCAGUGCGAUAUCAGGCAAAGAGGACGGUGAUUUUGUUGGAAAGGGAGAACACGCUGAGCAUAUUGUCUAG
This is a messenger RNA of Penicillium cataractarum, 1545 nucleotides long. RefSeq lists its product as uncharacterized. NCBI's taxonomy places the organism in Eukaryota, Fungi, Ascomycota, Eurotiomycetes, Eurotiales, Aspergillaceae. The record is from RefSeq and is a predicted model, not a curated record. Gene Ontology annotation, biological process: transmembrane transport; carbohydrate transport. Gene Ontology annotation, molecular function: carbohydrate:proton symporter activity. Gene Ontology annotation, cellular component: membrane. The transcript has 4 exons. Bases 1 to 1545 code for a protein of 514 amino acids.